Conger conger (European conger) is the source of this 3805-nucleotide messenger RNA. RefSeq names its product patched domain-containing protein 1-like. Gene Ontology annotation, cellular component: plasma membrane; synapse. The coding region runs from base 369 to 3104 and encodes 911 amino acids. NCBI's taxonomy places the organism in Eukaryota, Metazoa, Chordata, Actinopteri, Anguilliformes, Congridae. The transcript is spliced from 3 exons. Gene Ontology annotation, biological process: chemical synaptic transmission; cognition. The record is from RefSeq and is a predicted model, not a curated record.
CUGCUUGUAUCCCCGCGUUCUUUUUACAGUACAUCAUGUAAUAAUGUUAGCAACAGAAACGCUAUUACUUUGUUGCGAAGAUUAUGCGUAUGUUUUGGGGGCGUGGGUAGUGUAUAAAGGCUACAAUUACGUAUAUAACAUCCGAUAGUAAUUUUGGUAGCUGUAUAGCUGUAGCUGUAUUUUUGAUUGGCUAUCCAGAAUCGCCUAUUUCAUUUUGAUGAUGUGCAUGGGAAUAAGCAUGCUGCCAGUAUUCAAAACGUGGCGGCGCCUGACCACGGAAACUUGAGUGGAACUGAUUUUACUCAAGGCACCGCCUAGCCCUGCGUGUUACAUUCUGUUAUCGGGUUUCCCUAUGAUAGAGCCCCCCCAUGGUGGUGUCUCGGCGGUGGGAGAGGCUCGGAUCCCGCAGGCCUUUCCUCUCCCUCCCGCUCUGGCUGCAGUCUAGGAUGUUGCGCCAGGUUUUGCGCGAAGGGCUAAGGACGUCUUUCUACAAACUCGGCCACUUUGUAGCCAACCACCCGGUGUUCUUCUUAUCUGCCCCGGUGCUCGUCUCCGUCCUGCUGGGAGCCAGCUUCAGCCGCUACCGCGUCGAGGAAAACAUGGAGCACCUACUGGCCCCCAAACACAGUCUGGCUAAAAUAGAGGGCAAACUGGUGGACAGCUUGUUCCCAGUCAACAGAUCCAAACACACUCUUUACUCGGAUCUCCAGACUCCAGGGAGAUACGGCAGGGUGAUUGUCACCACAGGCCGGGGGAACGUAUUGGACCAGCAUCAUGUGGACCAAAUUCUGGAGCUCCACAGCGCCGUCACCGCCAUGCAGGUGCACGUGCUGGGGUUCAACUACACGUUCGCCCACCUCUGCCUGCUGGACGACAACAGCAGCUGCAUCGUGGACGACAUCCUGCACGUCCUGGAGGGGCUGCGGACGGCGUGGGCCUACAACCGCUCGGCCCCGCCGCUGCGCUACCCCAUCACCACGCUGCAGGACGGCCGCGAGGCCUACAUCGGCCACCAGCUGGGCGGCGUGCAGCCGGCGGGCCGCAAGGCGGUCCGCUCCGCCCGGGCCCUGCAGCUCACCUACCACCUGCAGGCGGCCAACCCCCUGAACGACAUGGUGGCCACCGGCUGGGAGGCGCAGUUCUGCCGCGCCCUGGAGCUCUACCAGGAGAGCCACCCCGAGAUCACCCUCUACCCCUUCACCUCGUCCUCGCCCCAGCGCGACUUCCAGAAGACCACCAAGGUGUCGGAGUGCCCCCUGCUGGUCAGCCUGUGCGUGUGCGCGUCGCUGGCGGUGCUGUGCUGCUCCAUGCGGGACUGCGUGCGGACCAAGCCCUGGCUGGGCCUCCUGGCGCUGGUCAGCGUGGGCCUGGCCACGCUCACCUCCGCCGGCAUCAUCAACCUGGCCGGCGGCAAUUACAACUCCACCUUCCUGGGAAUCCCCUUCAUCAUGCUGGGUCACGGGUUGCUGGGGACCUUUGAGAUGCUGUCGUCAUGGCGACGGACCCGGGAGGACCAGCACGUGAAGGAGCGCGUGGCGGCCGUGUUCUCGGACUGCAUGCUCCCGUUCACCGCCAGCACCGCCCUGUACCUGGUCACGUUCGGCAUCGGCGCCAGCCCCUUCACCAACAUCGAGGCCGUGCGCCUCUUCUGCCAGAACACCUGCAUCUCCGUGCUCUUCAACUACCUCUACAUCCUCACCUUCUACGGCUCCAACCUGGUCUUCACCGGGUACAUGGAGAACAACUACCAGCACAGCCUCUUCUGCAAGAAGGUGCCCAAGCCCGAGCUCCUGCUCCAGAAGCCGGCCUGGUACCGCUUCCUCAUGUACACGCAGUUCAACGAGGAGGCCUCCGAGCUGGGCGACCUGCGGGCGUACGAGAGCCACCUGCUGGUGGCCUUCAUGAAGCGCUACUACUGCGAGUGGAUAACCAACACCUACGUCAAGCCCUUCGUCAUCCUCUUCUACCUGAUCUACGUCUCCUUCGCGCUCAUGGGCUACCUGCAGGUGAGCGAGGGCUCGGACCUGAGCGCCGUGGUGGCCACGGAGACCAGCACCAUCGCCUACACGCGGGCCCAGCAGAAGUACUUCAGCAGCUACAGCCCCGUGAUCGGCUUCUACAUCUACGAGUCCAUCGAGUACUGGAACGCCAGCGUGCAGGAGGACCUGCUGGAGUACACCAAGGGCUUCGAGCGGAUCUCCUGGUUCGAGAGCUACCUGGGCUACCUGCGCGGCCUCAACGUCAGCGCCGGCCUGGCCAGGCGCGACUUCACCGAGCGGCUGCGCGCCGGCUUCCUCAAGCAGCCGCAGUUCCUGCACUUCGCCGACGACAUCAUCUUCGGCCGGCUGGCCGACAGCGAGGUGGACGUGGUGGCGUCGCGCAUGUUCCUGGUGGCCAAGACCACGGAGAACAAGCGCGAGGAGAUGCGCGCCCUGCUGGACACGCUGCGCAAGCUGUCGCUCACCUCCCGCAUCAAGUUCAUCAUCUUCAACCCCUCCUUCGUCUACAUGGACCGCUACGCGUCCUCGGUGGGCGCGCCGCUCAAGAACUCCUGCAUCGCCGCCCUGUUCCUGCUCUUCUUCUCCGCCUUCCUGGUGGCCGACUCGCUGGUCAACGUGUGGCUGACCGUGACGGCGGCGUCGGUGGAGUUCGGCGUGAUCGGGUUCAUGACGCUGUGGCGGGUGGAGAUGGACUGCGUGUCGGUGCUGUGCCUGAUCCACAGCCUCAACUACGCCGUGGACUCGUGCGGCCCGCUGCUGGCCACCUUCGCCCUGGGCCGCGAGUGCACGCGCACGCGCUGGGUGAAGGUGGCCCUGGAGCGGCACGGCGUGCCCGUCCUGCAGAGCUGCCUCUGCCACGGCGCGGCCCUGCUGCCCCUGGCCGCCGUGCCCUCCAACCUCACCGGCACCCUGUUCCGCUGCCUCUUCCUCUCCGCCGUCGUCACCCUCUUCCACUGCCUGGCCGUGCUGCCCGUCCUGCUCACCUUCCUGCCGCCCUCCAAGAAGAAGAGGAAAGGGAAGAAGGGGGCGGAGAGCCGGGGCGAGAUCGAGUGCGUGGAGAUGGGGGACAGCACUCGCGUCGUCGACCAGAUCACCACGGUCUGAGGGAGCGCUCGCCGGACGUCGCGGGGGGGGGGGGAAACCGGGUCGCCGCGCGGGAGUCUGCGGCUCGCGGGGGGGCGCGGAGGCCGGUCGCGAGUAGAAUACGUAUUCCGGGUCACGAGAUGAUGUGCAUGGGGGAAAAAAUUAGCAUGAGAGAGAACGGGCUUGCCGCGUGAGCCAGGGAAAGUCCCGCGUCCGCAGACGCGCGGGCGGCGGUGUGCGGUCGACGGUUGUCUCCGGUUACGCGUGGUCUGGAUGUGUGAAAGGUUAUAGUUCAGUUCUCAUGUGAAACCAUUCCGAGAGAGAAUGCAACAUUUUGUACGUCGCUUCGGAUAAAGGCAUCCGCUAAAUACAAUGUAAUGUAAUGUAAUCUGAUUUACUCUUCUCCCUUAUGGUAGGACGGCUAAGAGGAGUUUACUCCUGGGUCAGUCAGACAGACUGUUACAAAAGAAUGUGUGGGUGAUGGUGGCAUCAAACAGUUUUUCUUCUCUUAUCUGCAGGAAUCAGAGACAGUGAAGAUAAUCUAUGUUUUCAUCAGGUUUAUUCACUGCCAGUUUUAUCGCCUCCCACUGCUGUAAGAAUAGCUUUUGUUUCUGGCAACUUCCCCAAGUAUUCAAUCUUUUUUUGUUUUGUGUUUCAGCUGUAUGUGUCGUGCAUGAUUCAUUUAACAUUCAAAACUGUGCAAGAAUAUGACAAUAGCCAUU